Messenger RNA from Adineta steineri, 2046 nucleotides. The record is from the annotation of a GenBank genome assembly. NCBI's taxonomy places the organism in Eukaryota, Metazoa, Rotifera, Eurotatoria, Adinetida, Adinetidae.
AUGAACCCGAAACCUUCAAAAUCGAACGUAAAAUCGUCUCAUGGAGCAACAGCAUCUUAUGUUCGUCAACCACGGCAACGUAAAGCGCAAAAUUAUCUUCUCAUCUGGGUAGAUGCCAGCAUCGACCAAGCAGACAAGGACUGCCAGAAUACGCUGGCUCAAUUGAAGAACGUGGUCAACGAUAUCAACUUAUGCACAGAAUCGGAUCAAUGCAUCCAAGCACUCAACAAGGUUGACAAGGAACAAGUCUUCGUGAUAACAUCAGGCUCAUUAGGUCAACAUUUGGUCCCUGAAAUUCAUGGCAUACCACAGCUAGAUGCCAUUUACAUCUUCUGCGGUAACAAAUCCAGACAUGAAGAAUGGACACAAAACUGGACAAAAAUCAAAGGUGUCCAUACAAAUAUCAAAGAAAUAUGCCAAGCAUUACAAUUGGCGGUUAAAAAAUGCGACCAAGACACAAUUGCCAUCAGUUUUCUUACGAUGAACGAAAUAGCUUCAGCUGAUAAUUUAAAUCAGUUGGAGCCAACUUUCAUGUAUACCCAACUAUUCAAGGAGAUUCUCCUUGAUACUGAAUAUGAUCACAAGGCAAUCAAGGACUUAGCAGCUUUUUGCCGUGAAGUUUUUACGGAUAAUCCAACUGAACUACAAGUAAUUAAAGAAUUCCAACGUGACUAUCAUCCACAAAAAGCAAUAUGGUGGUAUACACGUGAGUGUUUUACCUACAAAAUGCUCAAUCAAGCACUUCGAACAUUGGAUGCCGAUAUCAUCAUUAACAUGGGCUUCUUUCUUCGUGAUGUGCAUCAACAAAUUCAACAACUGCAUGAACAACAGGUCAGUAGUUAUGGGCAAAAACCUUUUUUAGUUUAUCGAGGACAAGGUCUUAUGAAAUCAGACUUUGAAAAACUUCGAAAAACAAAAGGCGGACUCAUGUCAUUUAAUAACUUCUUGUCCACCAGUACAGAUAAAGAAGUGUCUGUCCAUUUUGCUCGACGUGCUUCAGCAGAGCCAGAUAAGGUGGGCAUUCUCUUUACAAUGUCCAUUGAUCCUUGUAUCAAAUCAACACCAUUUGCCUCCAUUCAAGAGGUGAGUUAUUUUAAAGGAGAAGAAGAAAUUCUCUUCUCGAUGCACACUGUCUUUCGAGUGAAUACAAUUAAACAAAUGGACAAUAAGAAUCAAUUUUAUCAAGUUGAGUUACAAUUAACAUCGGAUGAUGAUCAACAACUACGAUUGCUUACUGAUCGGAUACGAGAAGAAGUUGAUGGUACUGGAUGGGAAAGAUUGGGCACAGUAUUACUUAAAAUUGGUCAAUUUAAUAAAGCUGAAGAACUUUAUAAUGUAUUACUUGAGCAGACAUCUGAUGAGAGUGAAAAAGCGCUUUAUUAUAAUCAGCUGGGCUAUAUCAAAGAUGGGCAGGGUGAUUAUAAAAAGGCUAUUUGGUAUUACGAACAACGGCUUGAAAUUCACCAAAAAACUCUGUCUUCAAAUCAUCCUUUAUUGGCUAUUUCAUACAACAACAUCGGCAGUGUGUAUUAUAAGAUAAGAGAGUACUCGAAAGCACUUUCAUCUCACGAAAAAGCACUUGAAAUUCGUCAAAAAACUCUUCCUUCAAAUCAUCCUGAUUUGGCUUGUUCAUACAACAACAUCGGUUUGGUGUAUAAAAGAAUGAGAGAAUACUCGAAAGCACUUUCAUCUCUCGAAAAAGCACUUGAAAUCUUUCAAAAAACUCUUCCUUCAAAUCAUCCUUCAUUGGCUACUUCAUACAACAACAUCGGUUUGGUGUAUGACACCAUGGAAGAGUACUCGAAAGCACUUUCAUUUUACGAAAAAGACCUUGAGAUUUGUCAAAAAACUCUUCCUUCAAAUCAUCCUGAAUUGGCUGCUUCCUACAACAACAUCGGUUUGGUGUAUUACAAUAUGAAAGACUAUUCGAAAGCACUAUCAUAUUAUGAACGUGCUCUGGGCAUAUGGCAACGUGCAUUACCUCCAACUCAUCCUCAUAUAAAAAUGGUGAAAGAGAGUAUUGAAAUUGUAAAAAAGAAAUUAUAA